ACCGUCUCGUCUCGCUUGCGUCGCGAGAGCUACCGUUACUCGCACUCUCCCCCACUUUGAUCUGACAAAAAUCCCAAUCCCCUAGGCCGGACUCGCCGGAACCCUAGCCCGCCGCCGCCGCCGCCAUGCCGCCCCGCCGGUACAAGGGGAGGGGGAGGGGGAGGGGGAGGGGGAGAGGGAGGGGGAAGGGGAGGGGCAGAGCCGCCGACGCGACGCCCGUAGAGGAGGUCGACGUGGAGGGCGCCAAGUCUGAAGAGGAGGAGGAGGAGGAGGCGGCCGCGGGGAGCGGGGGUGAUACGGAGGCGGAGGACGCUAAGGAGGAGGGGGCGUCGGAGAGUGAGGGCGAGGCUAUGGAUGUGGAGGCCAAGGAGAGCGCCGACGAGAAGGAGGAGGAGGAGGCAGAGGCGGAGGCGGACGGGGAUGAGGGUGAGGAUAAGAGCGAUGAGAUGGACGCCGAAGCGGGUGCAGCGGAGGAGGAGGCGAAGGAGGAGGAGGAGUUGAAGGAUGCUGAGGUCGAAGGGGAAGGCGCGGGGAGUGACUCCGAGCGCGGCGAAGCAGAGGAGGCGGACGGGGAGAACGAGGAGGAAGCCGCCGCGACGGACGGCGAGAAGGAAGAGGAAGCCGCCGAGACCGACGGCGAGGAGGAGGCGGAGGAGGAAGCCGCUGAGACCGCCGGCGAAAAUGAAGACGAAGGCGCGGAAUCCGAUCCCGAAGGUGAGGCCUCCGACGCCGAGGAGAAUGCUUCGGAGGAAUCCCCUCCGUCCCCUCCGACCCGCGGACGCCGCCGCAAGCGCGCGGCUACCUCCGACCCUCCUCCUGAGGAUGACGAAGAGGAGGGGACCCCUGCGCAGCCGCGCCGCCGCAAGCGCGCGGCUACUUCCGACCCUCCUCCUGAGGAUGACGAAGAGGAGGGGACCCCUGCACCACCUCGCCGCCGGCGCCGGCGGAAGGCGGGGGACCGCGGCGACUCUCCCCCUCCUCUGCCCGACCACCUCCGGUGCCGCCGCAGUGAUGGGAAGAAGUGGCGCUGCCAAAACCGAGCGCUCCCCACCGUUAGCUUCUGUGAGUAUCACUACUCGAGGGCCAACAAGGGCAAAAAGCCACCGGCGGACGGAGAGGUCCUUGCUGUUGCUCUCCAGCGGCAGAAGAAGAACAAGAGGAAGGGUAGAAGGAAUGUGAAUGCAUCACCAGCAUCACCUCCGGCAGCCACUAGCGACGUGACUAGGGAUCUCCCGAAUGGACUGAUGAGGAUCUCUCCAGGGAGCAGCGAGCCUGCCGCAUCGCUGCCAUCGCCAGUGACAACAAAAGUUGGAGUGGAUAUUCCUGUUCCGACGCAGCGCUGCUACCGCUCGAAGAAUGCUGAGCCGAUGCCUGUUGGCCCUGUUAAGGUUGUUCCUCGUGCAAUGGGUAUGUCAAAGGCAGGGCAAAAGACGUGUCACCGCUGCGGGAUGAAGAAGGCCGCUCGUAUUGUCCAGUGCAAAAACUGUGACAAUAGGUACUUCUGCAACAGCUGCAUCAACAAAUGGUAUUCUGGGUUGUCCAAGAAGGAUAUUAAGACGCGCUGCCCAGUUUGCCGUGGUUCAUGUGGUUGUAAACAAUGCACCCUUGGUCAGACUAAGGGUGCCAUUAGUAAGGAAUCAUCAGGUGAUCAAGACAAGCUGAUAAGUAUAAAGAUUUGCAAUCAUCAAUUGUACAAGCUUUUACCUGUAGAACUGAACCAGGAGCAGCUUGAUGAAUUAGAAAUAGAAGCUAAAAUACAAGAAACAAAAAUAUCAGAUGUCCGAGUCCAGGUAGCUGAUGAGCAAAGCGGAUCACUCGACUGCAAUAACUGUAAGCUCUCCGUGCACCGAUUCCUGAGAAGCUGCCCAAGAUGUCCUUUUAAGCUGUGCUUAAGUUGCUGUCAGAAGAUACGUGACGGGAAUAUCUCAGCCGCCACCCCUGAAGACAAAUUUAACCAACGGUUGCUUCAGCAAGAGUCAGCCCAUGAGGAUGGCAGCAUUAGUUGCCCUUCCAUCGAGUUAGGUGGUUGUGGCGACUCCUUGCUAAACCUGGUGUAUGUGCCCCCAUCUGACCAAUCUGAAGAAGUCAGUUCAGGAGACGAGCUAGAUGGUCCGGGCAAUCAUUCUGGAGUUAAAGAUGCUGUUGCUGAGAGUAAUGGAGGCCCUGACAGAUUAUCCGUUGGCCAGCAGGAGACCGUUUCCUCAUAACUACAACUGCCGAUGUUGCUGAUGUCCCUUUCAUCUUUGAGGUGAGUGUGAGAGUGUCAUAACUGUGGAGACGCUGAGAGUAAUGAGCAUGGAAUGUUCAUUCUAAGGGCUGGAAAGGUGAGGGGUGUGCUCCGGAUUCGUUAGACGGUAGAUUGCCUGAUUUAGCGUGAUUAUCGGCCCAUAUCGGCCAUUGAUUUUAGGUCUGUGACCUGUGGAUAUUCUCCGAGUAAUUUUUUCCGUACCUGUUAAAUCCUUGGUUUGGACAUGGUGUACAUAGGCCUAGGUCUUUGUUUACCCCUCCUUAGUUAAAAUCUGGUUGGAGCUUGCAUUGGCUGUA
Molecule: messenger RNA, 2544 nt
Organism: Oryza sativa Japonica Group (Japanese rice)
Lineage: Eukaryota; Viridiplantae; Streptophyta; Magnoliopsida; Poales; Poaceae
Product: E3 ubiquitin-protein ligase JMJ24
Biological process (GO): regulation of transcription by RNA polymerase II
Cellular component (GO): chromatin; histone deacetylase complex
Molecular function (GO): histone H3K9 demethylase activity; transcription coregulator activity; chromatin DNA binding
Source: RefSeq, a predicted model, not a curated record